AGGAGAGCUCCGCGCGUUCCGGCCCGGCCCCGCGGCCCCGCGACGUCACCGUGUUUACAGUGCGCGCGUGGCGCGGCGCCGCGCUCUGGGACGGGGGAAACGGGGAACGGGGAACGGGCCCCGCGCGGUCCGCUCGGCGUUGGGGGGGAAUUGGCUGCGGCCGUGCUGAGCUCAGUGCUUUUGAGCGCCGGGGAAAUGUGUUGAGGCGGCAUUUUCUUCGCUGCAGUCAUCGCGUUUGGCACUUUUCAGCGCGAUCUUUCUUCGGGAACCUCUCAAAAGCGGAGCAAUCAGCGGUCUGCAGAGCCGGGGCUGCGUCUGGGUUCUGCGUCCCCCGGGUCACCCCACCCCCGUGCUGCCCGGGCUGUGCUGCGUCCCUGGAAAGGGAUGGGGGGGUCCAAACUGCCGCCGCGUUCAGGCACGACCCCGUCCCAGAGCCUCUCCCCGAGCACAGCACGCACUGCCCGGUUCCUCGGGUACAGAUGCUGCAGCCCUCGCGUCCGACAGAAGCGACGUUGCGGUUCGGGGCUGGGGAGCACUCUCCCAACCCCAUCGUGGCUCUCUGGGUCCCUGCAGCCCACGGGGCACGUCCCAGCCGUGUCCCUUGGCCAGGUCCCUCAUGCUCCAUUUCUAUGCUCGCUUCACACAGCAGCUCUCGUUGGUCCAUCCUUUUGCGUCUGUGUCUGGAUUUCUGUGUUUUUCUUAGCAGAAAUGACAGUGUGAAGUGCAGAGUGAGCGCUGACUCUGGGGUCGGGGCUGUGUGAACGCCCUGCUCUGCACCCUGAGGAGCUCUGCCCGUGCCCGGCCCAAUUCAGUGUUUGUUUUUUCUCUGCAAUGAAGGAAGUUUGAGUGUUUCCCGACAACGGGAGACCAUUCAGCACUGCAGGGCACACGUUUCUGCAGCCUUACCAGCCCCAGCGCACGGUCAGGGGGUUCUGCAGGGCCAGUGUUAUGCCUCUCCCCAGUUAUUCUCUUCCUUCUGCCCCCUUUUUCCAGCAGCCAUUUUGUUUGCUGGGGGGGGGAGGAACAGAGGAAAGAAAGAGAAAUAACGGUACGGGAAAGCAGAGAACUGAUUUCAGGAGGCAGCAGUCUCCGUGUGCUCCCCCCCCCACUGCAGCCGCCUCCCUUGGUGGCAAAGUGACCCUUAUGGCCGUGCUGUCAGGUUGUCACGGACAUCGUGCUGCAAGGAACAUUGUCCUCUGGGUAUAAAUAGCCGCCUCCUGGCAGGCUCCGGCCUUGGGAACGUCUGAAUUGUGCUCGUCUGCUCGAUGUCCUGCAGAACGCUGAUCCCGCUCACCUCUAGCAGACAGCGCUGGGCGCAUUGCGGGAGCCUGAGCCGCAGCUGCUGGAGGAGCAAAAAUUCGUAUUUGCUGACUGUACAUCUGGGUCUUGGCUGCAACUCUGCCUCUUACGUCUAGCAAACAAAAGAGCAGCAAACAGAAUUGCUGUUGGCUGGCACGGAAGGUACAAAGGUGCUCGCGGGCUGCACCUGCACGGAGCGCUCGCCUUGCUGCAGGAAGCAGCUCCUGGUUGUGUGAGACAGACGUGGCUGCUGUCUGACAGCUGGGGAUUCAGUUUGUUGGGGUGCAGUGGCAUUCCGACCUGAGGUGUGAGGGCAGGAGGUGUGCAGGGACAGGAGCAGGAGCCCAGAGCCUGACUGACGUGGCUGCCGUGUUAUGACGACCCCCAACAAAGGAAACAAGGCCUUGAAGGUGAAGCGGGAGCCAGGCGAGAAUGGGACCAGCCUGACAGACGAGGAGCUGGUGACCAUGUCUGUGCGGGAGCUGAACCAGCAUCUGCGGGGCCUAUCCAAGGAGGAGAUCAUCCAGCUGAAGCAGCGUCGGCGCACGCUGAAGAACCGAGGCUACGCGGCCAGCUGCAGGGUCAAGCGCGUUACCCAGAAGGAGGAACUGGAGAAGCAGAAGGCAGAGCUGCAGCAGGAGGUGGAGAAGCUGGCCUCUGAGAACGCCAGCAUGAAAAUGGAACUUGAUGCUCUCCGCUCCAAAUACGAGGCACUCCAGAACUUCGCCAGAACCGUGGCCCGGAGCCCUGUCACCCCUGUGCGGGGCCCUCUCACCUCCAGCAUGGGGCCCCUCGUCCCUGGCAAGGUCGCUACCACUAGUGUCAUCACAAUAGUGAAAUCCAAAACGGACGCCCGGUCUUAGUGAAGCGAGUGUUGCCUGAGCUUGUCUGUGCAGGGCAAUUAGGCACAAAACCAGCCUGGAAUCCCCAAAGCACAAACCCUCCCCACGCGGGUCAGGGUUCCUUCUACUUGGCCCAGGACUGGCCUGCUGAUCGCUCUGGUUUUGUUUUGUUGUGUUCAGAUUGGUAUGAGCAGUGGUGAUGCAUCCCUUGUCCUGUGCAGACAGCACCUCCCACCCAGCGGUCUGUAGCCCUCAGCUGCCCUUGGGACAGGCUGUAAGAUCUCGGUGUUCUAGCCAAAGGAAGUCUGCGCAGCGCAGCGAGAGGCCUGGAGGGAGGCUUUCUUCCUGGAACCCCAGUUUUCAGUCACUUCCAAAGGCUUUAUUUCAUUACUCUUCCAGGUGGUGUAUCCAGGUGCCUGACUGCCCGGCACCUGAGCCUGCUGCUUUUGUCUCAUCCGGUACCUGUAGUUGCAGCUGGGGUGUUCUGUGUAAUAGAUGUGGUAUUCAUUUCUAGGUGCGCCUCUGUGCCCGAGCAGUGAGUUUCCUUCAGGCUUCCAUUGCAGUAGAGUGUGGAUAGCGGUGGUGGACGGGAAGAUGCUGGUGUGCCCCGCUGCCUCUGCCCCAGCAGAGGGGAGGGGGAUGGGACGGGGUCUGUGCGGGGGCCCAGCACUUGGGGGGGGGCGAGGGGAGGGAGGUACCUUGCUGACUGCAGGCCGGUUUUGUGCCUAAUGUGUUGCACUGAACAAGACCAAAAUCACUAGUUGUUCCCGUGUUUUGAGGGUAUCAAGUGUCUCUAGUGUGAUGGUUUACACGACCAGUUUAUGUGGUUAAAUAGCCCUUUUAUUUAAAGAGAAACAUCGUUUUAAGAGUUAUUAAAUUAUCUAAGUUUAAAAUGAAAAUCAGACAGAAGAGAGAGCGUAUUUAUAGUCAGCUUUUUUUAUCCGAGAGGGCGAGAAUAUUUGGCCAUAGAAAUGGGGAAAUAUUCUCGGAGACUUUGCUAGUUAAAAGUUAAUAAAUAAAUAAUUUUAAAGUUUCUCAUGAACCUCCCGCAAACUGUUUGUGGCUCCGAGGUUAGUUUUUAUAAAGAGUUAUCAGACUUUAUUUAUAAAACUUAGAAAAAGACAAAAAAAGAGGCAAGUCCUGUUUGAUAUCUUUUUGCAAUUGUACCAAAAGUGACUUAUUCUCGAUCUUGCUGGCUUCCGUUGUGUCCCCUCGUGUUGCGCUCUCUGUGCUCUCCGAGCUCCGCGUGGCGCUGUGCUGUGGUGGUGUCAGUGGCUGCCUUUGCCAUGUGCUGUUGUUCUCAUGCUUCCGUUGUUUUCCCUGAGCUCAAGCGAGAGGUUCACUUGGAAUCUCUCCGAAUUCUCCAGGAGGAUUCUGGCACACAGGCAAAGUUGCUGUUUUUCUUAGAGGUAAAGCCGAAUGGCUGGUGCCGCUAAGGAGGGAUGCCUGCCCAGAAAACACUGCUCUGCAGAGGCGCUUUGCAGGACGUCUGCUUCUCUCUCUGGGUGUUGGAGCUGUCGCUUCUGCACAAGCAGCUCAGGCCUCUCACUGCCCAGCCAGUGCUGGUCUCGGAGUUACCUGCGUGGGGAAUGCGUUCCCAAUGGAACUGCUCUCCUCUGGCAGAGAAGUAACACAAAGGAGAGCUAUAUAAGUUCAGAAGGAGACUGAGGGGAUUGAACGCUGGAGCUGGAUGUGGAUCUUGUGGUCAGAGCUCACGCUGUUCUCAUGGCUUCUGUGAUGAGAGGCAGGGCUGACAGCGUUUCGGGUGGUGCAGGACCUGCACUUGUCCUGAAGCUGCAGUCUCUUGUGCUGAGCAUCUGCAUAUUACUGAAAAGUGAGCUGUGUCUUGGUUACUUUUCUUUCCUGGUGCAGCUUCUGGCUGUAGGUAUUGGUAAAGGUAAACUUACAGCUGUGUGACGCAGCUGAGAAACAAUUUGUGGUCAGGCUCCGUUUCCACACUAGGACAGACCUCCCCGCCCUCACCUCCUGAAAGACUCAAGCCAAUUACUGAGUUGUUUUGGAGAAGAAAGGCAUGGGGAUGAAGUCCAUUUGAUCUUUUGGCUGUUGAAAAUCACCUGAGCACAGGAGACAGACAAGGAUGGCACAAGUGAAGUAUGGUUUGCUAUAUUAGGUGUGUUUUGGUGAUGAGUUUCUCACGUAGCUGAACUGAUACUGCUCUUUUCUGGGCUGGAAAGCAGGUAAACCUAAUGAGAGCUACAGUACAGCAGGAGAGGAGCUGAUGAGAUUUCUUGCUGAAAGGGGAGACCAGCUUUGCACUGACUGAUUGCAGAUUUAGGGAGAAGCUGUUCGGAAUGCUUUUCCCAGUGAACUUUGUGUAUAAGGAGUAGGUUAGAACAUGGCCUCCAGGCUUCCCCCAUCCAGCUCAUGGGCUUUCUCCUCUCUGAACUGAGGUGUUUGUUGUGCUGCUUCCUUGCCAUGUGCCGGAUGGGCUACUUGCUGUGCAAUGCUUGGCACAGACUUCCAGGCUCGAGCCUUUGUCUUCCAGCUGGUGGAUGGUGCCAGGAGGACAUGGGACACUCAACAUAGAGUCAUCUGGCUGGCUUAGGGUGUAAAACUCAACCAUAUCCCUCCCAGAGCCAGCCCGAGAUCUAACCUGUCGGAGAGCUCUUCUGACCCCAGUUGGAGGCCUGUCCUCUGCAGAGCAAAACUGGCUCCAUUUGCUGGAGAUUGUUGUGAAGAGCAGGCAAUGACAGGCAGUCCCACAGCCCUGGCAAACUCAUUUCCGUUGUAUUCUGCACCUGAUCCUUCUCUGCCUGCUGGACAGCAACUGCUGCUGCCAGUAAGAACCUGUGCUUCCCUGGAGCAAGUGAGGAGGACGGAACAGGCAUCAGCGCUGACUCCAGCCAUGAAUGCUGUCACUUCUCCUCUGCGCUGUGCUUGCUAGCUUGUGGUCCCAGCUUGCUUUGAGUGGCUGAAUGCAUUCAGUGAGGACACAUCGCUUUAGGGACGAGCGGGCACAAAGCUGCUGCCAUCGGGCGCCUGUGUGGUGAACCAGCUCCACGAGUGAGAUGGUUCCCUGCUCACAAAGUGCUCUGUCUGGCUCCAUCCUAGAGGUGCCGGAGAGGAUGUGGUCCUCUUGCGGGUGCUGCUUCCCCGCACUGGCGUGGUGUUUUUGGUUUUGUUCUCAGUGAAGUAUUGGAAUCUGAGUAAUGUAUUUCUGCGGUGUCUGAGGAAUCUCCCGUCACGCUCAGGGGACCCUGUCCUCGCCACCUGGCACCCAGUGCCUGCGUGCGGUGACCCUGCCCCGAGCCCGUCGCUCUGCUCUCUCUCUCUCUCUCGUAUAUAGCGUUCUGGAGUGUGGCAGUUCUUGUUCCUGAGGUGCUCGUCCGUUCGGUUUCCUGCUGUGAAGGGUGUUGUGUUUUCUUUCUCCUUUCCCGGUACAUUUUUGAUGCAGUGGUUGGGAGGUGGGGCCCGGCCCCAGCCGCCCGCAAAGGAACCAUGAAGUGUGUCCCCUGCAGCGGCCCAGCCGGGCGGGGCUUUGUGUAUCGUGUGGUGAAUCGUGUAAAGUGACUGCUGCGUUGUGCAGCGCCGGUGGGCAGCGCCGUCCCGAGGGAGCGGGUCGGGCGGAGCCCGUGGGCCGAGGUCGGAGCCGCCGCGGUGCCCUUCCUGGGCCCGGCUGGGCGGGGGGCGCCGUCCUUAGACGGGCACUGCCCGGAGGCAGCCGCGGGGCUCCGGCGGGGCCCGCCGUGCUGUGGGCCGGCGUCGCCGUGCUGCUGGGUCCGUCAUGGCCCCGGGCCUGUCCGCGGGGAGGCAGCGGGGCCGCGGUUGACGGGCGGCGGUAUUUAUUGCUAAGUUAUUGCCCUGCGCGGCGACGGCGGGCGUUAUUUAUUGCUGUACAUAAUGUUCGUCUGCCGGCGCGGCCGCCGUUGUUUUGUACAUGACAAUAAACAGCUUUCAAACACCA
This is a messenger RNA of Numida meleagris (helmeted guineafowl), 6066 nucleotides long. It is a transcript of the gene MAFG, whose product is annotated as MAF bZIP transcription factor G. Lineage: Eukaryota; Metazoa; Chordata; Aves; Galliformes; Numididae. Gene Ontology annotation, biological process: regulation of transcription by RNA polymerase II; regulation of epidermal cell differentiation. The record is from RefSeq and is a predicted model, not a curated record. The transcript is spliced from 3 exons. Bases 1674 to 2162 code for a protein of 162 amino acids. Gene Ontology annotation, molecular function: RNA polymerase II cis-regulatory region sequence-specific DNA binding; DNA-binding transcription factor activity, RNA polymerase II-specific. Gene Ontology annotation, cellular component: nucleus.